Lymnaea stagnalis (great pond snail) is the source of this 7099-nucleotide messenger RNA. Lineage: Eukaryota; Metazoa; Mollusca; Gastropoda; Lymnaeidae. The record is from the annotation of a GenBank genome assembly.
CGCCUGGAAUAUGUGGAGUGAAUGGACGUGUGAUCCGCUAAUCAGCACCGUCGUAAUCUUCAGAAGGAGGUUGCUCCAUACCAACAAUUAAAAAAAAACCAUUGUUUUAUAGUUUCUCUUUUUUACUUUUAGGAAAUUUUAAUUGAUUUUUGAAAGUAGAUAGAUUUGUAUUUAAUUAUAAAAAAAACAAAACUAUUUAAUAUCCUUUAUUUGUCUUUAGUAUAUUAUUUUCUGCUAUCUUUUUUGAUGUUAGGCAGUAACUGCUUUUUUUUUUUUUUUAAACAAUUUCCUUUAAUUAAUAAAUAUAUCAUGUAUUAAAUAUAUAGUUUUUGCUGAUUGCACAGACUAUGUAACAGACCUGCACCAUUUCAAGGGGGAGACUACUGCGAAGGUCACGACAAUGAAACAAAGACAGGAGCUUGUAUGCCAAGUAAGACGUUAAAAACAUAAUAUGGGCAAGAGUUAAUGUAGGAUUGCAUAAAAUUAUAAUUCUAAUAAAAAGAAAUAACACAUGCACAUGACGAUUAAUUUUUAAAACAAAACAUUUUAGUAUAAAAGAAACUAAGGUGUUGUAAAAAGAAAAAGUAACGAAAUAAUAUUUUAAAAAACAACAACAACCCGGGACACUAAACACCCUAGAAAAAUAAUCACACUAACAAUAUUCGCAAGACUGCGACUAUUCGCACCCGGGUACCAGAAGUGAGGUGUUGGGAUUAAAAAAGCUAUUUAAAAUUUUAUUGUUGGGACAAAAUGAGGUAUCAAAUGAAAAAUAAUUGAAUGGACUAUUUGUUUGUAAACUUAAUUUCUUCAGUUUAACUAAAAUAAACUAAAACAAAUGACAUCCGAAUGGCACUGAGUCAACACUUGACCCAGACACUCAGCGCCGCCAAUUUGCACCCAAUAGACUCAAGCUUUUCAGAGGCCACUUGUGGUAGUUUAUUUUAGUUCAACUGAAGAAGUAAUUUAACAAACAUAUAGUCUAUUCAACUGUCUUUCAUUUGAUAAAAUGUGUACCCCCGGGGUUACGAAUAGCCACUUCGUAUUCGCGAUACGUGAUAAACGCGAAAAGCGUCCAUUGAGUCGGAUCUCACGUCAACCGCCAGUACAAUGCCAGCUGGCCUACAUAUUCACCGGCCACGCUCCGCCAUCCAUUUUCUACCAUUGACGUCAGUGACUAAAUAUUGAGCGCUGUGCCAACCCCCAAGCCCUUUACCUUUAUUGGGAAAAUGUCGUGUCACCAGCACCUGUUUUCAUUUUCAUACACCAUAUCAAUUCAAAUACACCAAUAGCUGUGUUUUCCCUAAGGUUUAGUCAUGCAUUUACUUAAGCUGUAACUUUAUCCAAGUUUAAUGGAUACAAAAUAUUAUGUUCAGGUAAUUUCUAAAAAAUGAAGAGUUUUCUUUUCAAAAGGAAGUAUCCACCACUUUUGAAAAAAAAAAAAAAAAAAAAAAAAAAAAUUUACUUUUUUUUAGAGCAAAACAGGUUCCUUUAGGAUGUGGUGAAGUUUAUUUACAAAUCAUGUUAUAUUCCUAUUUUAUUAGUGUCUAAAAAUUAUUUAAUUCUCUAAACACAGUAUGUAAUUUUUUUGUAAAAAGUUGAAUAAUCUCAAAAACCUCCAAAAUGGAAAUACAGCAUUUUGAAAAUCAGCUCUUCAAAUAGUAACUCUUCAAACAGUGGCGUAGGGAGGGAAAUUUAGACGGGGCUUGGGCCACAGGGUCGAGGGAGGGAAAUUUAGACGGGGCUUGGGCCACAGGGUCGAGGGAGGAAUAUUUAGACGGGGCUAGGGCCACAGGGUCGAGGGAGGGAUAUUUAGACGGGGCUUGGGCCACAGGGUCGAGGGAGGGAUAUUUAGACGGGGCUUGGGCCACAGGGUCGAGGGAGGGAUAUUUAGACGGGGCUAGGGCCACAGGGUCGAGGGAGGGAUAUUUAGACGGGGUUUGGGCCAUAGGGUCCAUUGUUUUCGACUUGUCACGGAGGCGGCUGCUUUUUCGUGCGGAGUUGUUUUCGUGAAAGGGGUCGGCGAAAAUGCUGGUCCACCCGCCCCUUGUAGCUUCAACCCUACGCCACUGUACGCAGAUAAUUUAAAAAAAAAAUUCAUUAGUAUUUUUUUGAAGGCGGAAAUUGGUAAAUAUUUUUUUAAGUAGGUUAUUUUUUCUUUUCUUUUUUUUUUUAAACAGUCGACGGUCACUGGGGACGUUGGACGAAUUGGAUUUGUGUUGACGAUAAGUUCCACUUCAAGACCAGGUAACCUGAUGUCUGCUGGUUAUUUGUAAUUCAUAUAUUUCAGUCCGCUUGAAAAAUAUUAAAAUCACCUCAAAUUAAUGGGCUUCCCAAUUUUAUGUCACGAGCAACUAUAUUCAGGCCACUUUCCAUUUAGAAGAAAAAAAAUAUAUAUAUAUUAACCUUUACUUAUGGGUACAUGAUAUACACAUCCAAAAGUUUCAGCAAACGCCUUCAUCAGUAUGACAAAAAACUCAUUAAUAUAAUUAUCAAUUACAUGUGCAUAAUAUAUUACAGCACAUUGUUAAAGCAUGUGUGUUGACCUAAUGUUUAUCUUCAGCGCAGCGUGUAGCGAUGUGGCGACCACCCUGGUGUCCCCAGUUUCACGUUGCUCUUGAAGUCACUGGCUAAAUGUGGAGCGCUGUACCAAACCCUACCCCUUACCUUGAUUGGGAAACGUUUCUUUACGUUCUAUUUGUUCGGAAAAAAUGCUAUCGUAUGAUGCAAUUUCAAUAAAUUAUUUUCUGGAGGGCUCCAACUUCUACCUAUAAAUACGCCGGCGUCUUUCUUAGCCAAGAAAGAGAUCUCUGUUAUUUUUCCUAAUGUAAUCCAUGAUUUUGAAAAAAAAAAAACCCAGACUCCGUUCGUCUUGUAAUGGGGGACUUUAAUCAACUAUCAAUGAAUAAAUCCAUGCCAACUUAUAUCCAGUAUGUUACUUGCCCCACGCGACAAGAGCGAACUCUGGACAUGUGUUAUAGUAAUAUAAAAAAGGCCUACACAUGUCGUGCUUUAUUUCCUUUAGGAGAAUCCGACCACACAAUGGUCCGCCUAACGACCACACAAUGGUCCGCCUAACGACCACACAGUGGUCCGUCUAACGCCAUGCUAUAAGCCAGUUUUAAAAACAACAAAAAUUCAAUAAAAAACUAUUAAACUGUGGUCAGAUGAGGCGACAGAAAAACUUCAGGCCUGCUUGGAAUGUACAGACUGGGGCACGUUUAUUAACACUUGCCCGGACAUUGACGAGCUAACAAACACCGUCAAUUCCUACAUUAAGUUUUGUGUAGACGAAAUUAUUCCCCAAAAAACAAUCCGAGUAUUCGACAACAACAAAUCCUGGGUUAGCAGAGAAAUAAAGGAGGCCAUACACCACAAGAAGAACAUGUUUAUGAUUAAAUGAUCAGGAAUUAAUUCAUUAAAGCUAAAAAAGUAUUGAAAGAAAAAAUAUAUUAGGGGAAAAAACAAUACAAGCAAAAAAUCGAAAAAUUAUUCACUACUAACAAUUCAAAGGCUUGUUGGGAAGGACUCAAGCAAAUAACAGGAUUUACUCCUAAGCGAUAAUGCUUAUGUUUUGAGGACGUAAGGAAUUUUGUUAACGACUUAAAUGACUUUUAUGGUCGUUUUGAAAGCCUGGACUUUGGAAGAGUGCACAAUGAGAUGAUGAAUUCAUUUCAAGAUGGCAGUAGUACACAGGAUGGUAGUUUAUUGUUUACAGAACAGAGAGUGAUGUAAUUAUUUAAACAAGUGGACACAGCCAAGGCCUCGGGACCAGACAAAAUAAGUGGUCGGCUCAUUAAACUAUGUUCAGAGCAGCUCUCCUACAUUUUUUGUUACAUAUUAAAUAAAUCUUAUGUAACUCACACAAUACCAGCAAUAUGGAAAACUUCAGAAAUCAUACCAAUUCCAAAGAAAAUUAAGGUAAUGUGCAACAACGACUUACGACCUGUUGCACUUACCUCUAUUGCCAUUAAAUGUUUUGAGAAAAUAAUUCUGAAAGAAAUUUUGAAUGAAGUACAGCAAAAACUUGACCCCCACCAAUUUGCUUACAAACCUGCAAGAAGUACGGAGGACGCAGUCUUGCUAUUGUUGGAGAGACUUUACCUUCACCUAGACAGUCCUAAAACAUACGCCAGAGUACUUUUCUUAGACUUAUCGUCAGCAUUUGACACCCUCCAACCACACCUUAUGAUAAAGAAACUUUCCUCGUUAGGUGUCAAUUUAAAUAUUCAGGCUUGGCUACUGAACUUUUUAACAAAUCGACCACAAUGUUUCAAAGUAAAUAACCAAGUAUCUCUAACCAGAGAAAUAAGCACAGGGACACCACAAGGCUGCGUUCUCUCCCCUGUACUGUAUACCAUAUAUACAAAUGAUAUUCAAAGCUCAAGCGACACCGUUCCAAUCUUAAAAUUUGCUGAUGAUACCACGAUUGUUGGCUUAAUAUCUGAAGGAGAAGGCCUAUACCGUAACUUAGUAACAAGCUUUAUCAAUUGGUGCGAUGAAAAUUUUCUCCCAGUUGAAUGUCUCAAAAACAAAAGAAAUGGUUGUUGAUUUCAGGAGGGGGAAACACCUGAUUACAGAUCUCAACAUAAAAAAUCAAAAUGUGGAGAAAGUGGAGGCAUACAAGUACUUAGGUGUCACCAUUAAUAAUAAGCUAACAUGGCAUGAGCACGGCGAAAUCCUGUAUAAGAAAUUCAACCAAAGACUGUUCUACCUCAAAAAACUACAAUUUUGGCGUAAACAAGCAAGCCGUUAACUUAUUCUACAGUGCACCAAUUGGAAGCCUGCUUAAUUUCAGUAUUACCUGCUGGUGUGGGAAUUCAACGUCUGAUAUUAAACACCGCAUAAACCGACUAAUCAAGAAAGCUAGGAACAUAACGCAAACUAAACAUCCUUCACUGGAAUGACUAUUUGAAGAAAGAUGUUUUGUAAAACUAAACACAUUUUAGAUGAUAUAUCCCAUUCUCUUCACCACAAAUACUUAGGAUCGGGCCGUUCGGGACGAAUUCUUUCCAUCAGGGCGUGGACUGACCGAUAUAAAGAUUCUUUUGUUCCCCAAUCUGUACGAAUUUACCGGCGUGCUUCCUCUGAAGUCACACAUCUGAAUGAGAACUAAUAAGUCCCCGAUUUCGCUAAGAGAACUCACUGAAUGGCUGUUUAAAAUAAUUUAGUAUAAAUGUCAUGUGUUCAAAUUGUUUUAUUUUUGUGCUGAAAAUGUAUAAUGCAAUCAAAAAAUAUUUCCAUUUAUUUGGAUCAAUAAAAGACUCUUAUCUUAUCUCAUCUUAUGUUAGAAAUUUACGAGAUGUAAUAUAAUAGGAGCCAAAUAACAUUGUACUUUGUAUGUGUGAAUGUGUGUUUGUGUCUUUUCAUAUUCAUAUGUGUAUCUUUCGAAGAUGACGCUUUGUGUUGUCUUUGAUACAGUUUAUAUUUCUGUCUGUUUUACUUUGGCUUUUUUUAUACAAAAAUAAAUAGUAUAAUUAAACUGAUUAGUGUUAAUAUCACUGACUUAGGCAUCCUUUUACCUUUCAUACUGGAAUUCAAUCCUUUGUUACGCAUUGUUCAAUUUUUUAAAAAGCCACAUCUCGAAACAUAUUUAAUUUACCACAAAAAAAAACAACGUAUAACAAGACGGUAACAACACGCGUGCACAUAAAAUUGCCAACGUAGACGCUGUAGCACAUGUCCCUGUGUGAUGGCAUUUGAUGAGACCACUUUCACUCUGAACAUAUUCGGAAUCAACGAUGGUUUUGCUUGCACGGGUCGAUACAUGGUUCGCGCAAUAAAUUGUGAUAAGUGCGGAAAAUCAUUUUUUUUUUUUUAAAUCUUGGAAACCGUUUUAGAGAACCUCUGCACAAUAUCGAUAAAUAAGCCCCCAUUUGCCCCGUUUCUAAACAUGCCAAUACUGCUAACCAUGAGGGAAUAUUAGACAUUGCAUUUACUGGUCUAUUUUUAUGCGAUUAAUUCACCAGAUAGAAUUUGCACGUAAAUCAAAUUAAUGAAAAAGAUUUAAUACCAUGACUCCACAAGGUGUAAAUCAAAGUCACACGUUAACGAAGCUUCAAUGACAUUUUCCUAUAGUAUUCUUUAUAUAGUAUGCAUUUCUUUCAGUUCUUUGAUCUUUGCUUUUGUUAGACUUGUUCACAUUAUUUAAUCUUUUUAUUUCUUACAUUUUCAGGUAGGAUGUAAAGAAUUAUGUACACUUAGUUUAUAACUAUUUGAAUUAAUGCUUCGUUGUAAUGAGUGAAACAUUUCAUGCAGCAAUGAAUAUUAUAUGGUGUAACUGUAAUUAAAACUUAGUAUGUAGUUACGCGUACUGCUUUCACUCAUUAAUGUACUUUAAAGCUUCAUCUCAGUCCCAAUCUCUAGUGAUUGGUCCUUUACUAACCUCUCUGCGUGUCAUUAAGUUCUGGUUGUCCUUAAGUGCUGUGUCUUUAAUUUCUAGUUGUCAUCUUGAGCCGCAUCAUUAAGUGACAUGUCAUUAAGUGCUUACUCGCCUAUGUCAUGCUCUAUAACUCCAAUGUCUAUGUCCUGGGGGGGGGGCUGCCCCACCCCUCUCCUAUUUAAGGAGUGAGCGAAGAAAUUACGUCAUAUUUGAAUCAGCGGAAGUCCUGAGUGAGGUCUGGGUCUCUCUGUGGCAACGCUCUAGCAAUGAAACAUGACAUCCUGGGUUAUGUCUGGGUCUCUCCGUAGCAUCGCUCUAGCAUUUAAACAUGACAUCCUGAGUGAGGUCUGGGUCUCUCCGAGGCAACCCUCUUCCAUUGAUACAUGACAUCCUGAGUGAAAACUUUCUCUCUCUGUGGCAGCGCUCGAGCAUUGAAACAUGACAUCCUGAGUGAGAACUUUCUCUCUCUGUGGCAGCGCUCUAGCAUCGAAACAUGACAUCCUGAUUGAGAACUUUCUCCCUCUGUGGCAGCGCUCUAGCAUUGAAACAUGACAUUUAUGUUGGUUCUUAUCUGUUAGAGCGUAAAUGGAAAGUGAUCAAUGUAUAAAAUUUGUGUUUACACAAAGCUCUUGAAGAAAAAAUUGUAUUGGGUUUUAAACCUUUUUUUUCCAGGCUUUGCAACAAUCCCAGGCCAAAAGAUGGCGGACUCCCAUGCCCGGG